Doryrhamphus excisus (bluestripe pipefish) is the source of this 2383-nucleotide messenger RNA. The record is from RefSeq and is a predicted model, not a curated record. Lineage: Eukaryota; Metazoa; Chordata; Actinopteri; Syngnathiformes; Syngnathidae.
CACACACACACACACGGAAACACAGGCAGUUGACUGGUGUCCUCAUCCCGCUCUGAUCCACGACCACUGCCGAAGUCUGGCAGUCGCAGCAUCCCGAAGGAGAAAGAGAAGGCGGACCCGUCCACGCGCUGUCCUCCGCACUCGCACCCGUGGAAAGUGUCUCUCGUCCGCCGACCAAUUUGGAAGUUUGUAGCGAGAGAGCGAACUUCUUACGUCGUCACGCGGCACUGACAAGGAGGUUGAUGGACCUCCACCGCCCCUUCAAGAUGGACAGCCCCUCCUACCUUCCUGCUCCCCUCGCUUCCCCCGCCCUCAUGGUCCUCGCCUCCACUGCCGAGGCCGGCCGAGACGCCUCUGUCCCCUGCCAGGCGCCCAGACCCUUCGGGGUCCCUGCCUCGGUGGAGAAAGACCUCCACCUCCCCUUCCCCUCGGCCUCCUACACCUUCGCCUCCAUGUAUCAGCGCCAGGGCCCCAUGUCGGGCGCCUUCCCCGGCCGAGAUUUCCCAGCCUCCCUGCUCCACCUGCACCCCCCGUUCACCCCGCCCAACCUGGACUGCUCCACUUUAGGCGUGCUCAACCACAGCGGGGUAGCCGGCGCCUUUCGGCCCUUCUCGUCCGCUCAUGACGAGAGGGAAUCCAUGGGCUACCACUCGGCCUUCACACCGGCCAAGAGGCUGAAAGGUUGCUUCUCGGCAGGGGAGGGAAAGGAGUUUGACUUUGGCUCUCCCGGAGGCUCGCUGAAAGCCGGAGAAGACUCGGGGAGGAAGUUGUUCUCCAUGUCCGGCCUGCUGUCUGAUGGUGAGACCUCGUCCAGCCCGGAGGAGCGUAAGGAGCACAGCAAGGUGAAGGUUCUGUAUGAUGCUGGGGCUCCAGUUUGUCCAGUGUGUCAAAGCGUUCUGCGACCGGGAGAGCUGCAAGACCACAUGGAGCAGGAGUUGACCAAGCUCAGCCAGCUUCAAAUCAGUAUCACCCCUGUGCAGCACGACCACGUCAUGAGGACGCCAAAGGCUCUUUCUUUUUCUCUGCACAUCAAACGGGAAGGAGGCUCACCGAGCUCACCCAACCGACCGGCUGACGACACCCACUCUGACCGUUAUCAGACCUUUCUCCGUGUGCGGGCCAACAGACACACGAGACUAAACGUCGACGACCUCUGCUGGUGCAGGUGCUACGUCAAAUCUGCCCCAUUACGCCCCCACAGCGCAGGAGCCCAUCUAGACUGCACACAAGCUGUCAGGAUCAGCAAACUGAAGAGGAGGAAACCAGACGACAUUCAGGAGGUCCCUGCAGACACCACACCAUCGGAGGAUGAGUGGAACGAGAGGAGGAAGAUACAGAUGAUGUCGCUGGUCGGAGGGUUCAAAGGGGCCAUGUUGGUGAGCAGCACAUCGAAAGAAGGGCGGGACAGCGACGCCGACCUGGACGUGGACGGAGACGACACCUUAGAGUACGGCCGAGCCCAAUACACAGAGACAGAUGUGAUCAUGUGCUCUGGUGAAAACAUCAAGGAGUCGACAGCCAACGGCAGCAUAAUGCCCGACCCCGGAGUCCACAGAGAAAUUUCCAAAUGGUGCAGUGAGGAGAGUCCUUCCACCAGCACUUGCGACAAAGUGGACGCCCUCCCGAAAACCUGCAAAAACAUGAACACAGACAUGCUCCCAGAAGACUGCACGCCGACGUCCCUGGAUGCUCUUAAAGCUCGGAUACGAGAUUUAGAGAAACAGUUGUGUAAAGGAGACAGAUUUAAAUGCCUCAUCUGCAUGGACACGUACACCACCCCGCUGACCUCCAUCCAAUGCUGGCAUGUUCAUUGUGAGGAGUGUUGGCUCCGAACGCUGGGAGCGAAGAAGCUGUGCCCUCAAUGCAACACCAUCACCUCUCCUGGAGACCUGAGGAGAGUCUACCUGUGACGCCGGGACCACCAUGAGGGCUGGACUUGUGAGCAGCUGGCCUGACUCCCACCCUCGUUCUCACCUUGGACCUACUUUUUAGUCAGAGCAGCCUCCCUCAGUGACUCCUAAACCAUUUCCUGCAACCUGAUUGGUGGAUUAAGCGAACAACGAGACGAUAUUUAUCAAUUUUAUAACCCUUUUGUGUGUUUUAUGAGGAAUAGAAGCACAUGUAUAUAGUUUUUUUGUGUUUGGUGUUUGUAUAUUGACUGUACAGUUUGUCUUUAGCUGCUCCUGCGUCCACACUAACUUCUUCGUCCGUGUUACCAAAAUAAAAGAUGUGGCCCAAAAAAGGAGGCUUGAGGUUGUACUAUAUUGCUGAUGGAGAUGUAACGACUUUUCAAGAAGUGGGUCGCUGCGGGAUUAGCAGGGUGGAGCCAAGCGCGGCUCUACCGGAGCUAAAUCUCAAUACUCGCGGCUUUUACUUUGAAAGA